AUUCAAACUUAUCCAAAAAAGAAAUCGCUGGAUAUUUGUGUGCUGCCCCGAGGAACCAACUUAGCCGUGUCUAGAGCAGACGAGCUCACACACGAGGAAGCCAAGAAAUGGGCUCCGCUUCACUGGCGACGCAGCCUUCGCCGGCGGCGCUCCUCUCGUCCCUGCCCGCCCGCGGCCGCCGCCGUCUCCGCCUCUGCUCGGCUCCACGCGACUCUCGCAACCGCACCGGAAAACUCAGGGUUACCAUCAAAGCAGCCCAAAGUGGCGUGAACAAUGUAUCCGUAGAAACCCUUCCUGACAGUGAAGCAUCCGUGACCGGUGCUGCUUACGGCUUCAGAGGAGCAACAACAUCACUUACGAAUGAGAUCUUAACUUCAUCGAAGAAGAUUACUCUUGUGAGGCAUGGUUUGAGCACUUGGAAUGCAGAAAGCCGUGUUCAGGGAAGCUCAAAUCUGUCUGUGUUAACAGAAACUGGCGCCAAGCAGGCGGAGAAAUGUCGUGAUGCCCUUGCGAAUAUGAAAUUUGACGUUUGUUUCUCUAGUCCUAUCUCACGGGCAAAGUCAACCGCAGAAAUUAUAUGGAAAGGGAAGGAGGAGCCUCUUGUUUUUCUUGAUUCCUUAAAAGAGGCUCACCUAUUCUUUUUAGAGGGCAUGACCAAUGCGGAUGCUAAGAAGGAAUAUCCAGAGCUGUACACCAGAUGGAGGGAGGAUCCUUCAAAUUUCAAAGUCAAUGGCAUAUACCCAGUUCGGAAGCUAUGGGGAACAGCAAGAGAAGCUUGGAAGGAAAUCUUGCUUACUCCAGGAGAAAACAUGCUGGUUGUUACUCACAAAUCUAUUCUGCGGGCACUCCUCUGCACCGCGCUAGGUCUUCCUCCCGAAAGGUUUCGUUCUAUUGAUGUAAACAACGGUGGCAUGUGCGUCUUCACUGUGAACAAGCGAGGAGAGGCUAUGCUUCAAGCCCUUAACAUGACAGCACACAUGUACAGUGACCAUACCUAUCAAUUUUAGUUCUCUCUCCUUUUGGGGGGUGUGUCUGCAUUUCUAGACUGUAUAUUAGCACACAAACUUCAUUUUUGAAAUAGCAUGGAUAGGUUACACAAAAUGACCCUCUCAGAUAUAGAUGUGGAUGUGCGUAUAAACUGAGUUUUCUAAGGAUUAACCAAAGUGAUGCACUGAAAACAGAAAAUUUUUAACCAGUCUAAGCAAGCUAUGAUUAUCAUAUAACAUGCUUGCUCAAGUAUAAAAAGAGACUCAUUUCCAGAUUCCAUACAUGUUUUUGGAAAUGGAAAUCGUUGGUCAGAUUUUUCUCAGAAAUUUUGAAAACAGAAACGGAUUAGAUAUUUUUCUCGGAAACGGAUACGGUAAUUACAUUAUCCAUCGGGAAUCGGAAUCAGUUAGUAACUUUCUGAAAAUUUUCUUAGAAUUUUGGCAGGCCAUAUAUUGUAAAUCAACAAUAGCAGUCCAAAUAGCCCAGCCCAUUUCAGCAAGUUAACUUAAGUCCUUAACUAGUCAAG
Messenger RNA from Oryza brachyantha (malo sina), 1513 nucleotides. RefSeq names its product probable 2-carboxy-D-arabinitol-1-phosphatase. The transcript is spliced from 7 exons. NCBI's taxonomy places the organism in Eukaryota, Viridiplantae, Streptophyta, Magnoliopsida, Poales, Poaceae. The coding region runs from base 108 to 1007 and encodes 299 amino acids. Gene Ontology annotation, molecular function: phosphatase activity. The record is from RefSeq and is a predicted model, not a curated record.